UGGCUGAAUGAGGAGAAGAUCGUGCAGAGACUGAUCGAGAUGAUUCACCCUUCGAAAGACGACAAUCAACAUUCCAAUGCUGCCCAGUCCCUGUGUGACAUCAUCCGACUGAGCCGGGAGCAGAUGAUGCAGAUUCAGGACAGCCCCGAACCUGACCAGCUGCUGGCCACGCUGGAGAAGCAGGAGACGGUGGAGCAGUUGCUGGGGAACAUGCUGGCGGGCGAGCGGGACGAGUCCGUCAUCGUCAGCGGGAUCCAGGUGCUGCUGACGCUGCUGGAGCCGCGCCGAGCCAGGUCCGAGGUCGGGGGGAUGGGCAGCUUUUACUGCCCCCUGGAAGGGCAGCUGGAGCUGGGGCCUCUGGGCUCGGACGGCAGCGCCUGCCAGGCCAGCCCCAGCACCUUGCUGGCCCUCAGAGGUUACCUCCGGGACUUCCACCAGCUGCUGAUCGACCCCCCGAAG
Molecule: messenger RNA, 459 nt
Organism: Terrapene triunguis (Three-toed box turtle)
Lineage: Eukaryota; Metazoa; Chordata; Testudines; Emydidae
Product: serine/threonine-protein phosphatase 6 regulatory subunit 1-like
Exons: 4
Cellular component (GO): nucleus; cytosol
Molecular function (GO): protein phosphatase regulator activity; protein phosphatase binding
Source: RefSeq, a predicted model, not a curated record